Messenger RNA from Arctia plantaginis, 261 nucleotides. NCBI's taxonomy places the organism in Eukaryota, Metazoa, Arthropoda, Insecta, Lepidoptera, Erebidae. The record is from the annotation of a GenBank genome assembly.
AUGUCAGGAGAAAUAGUAAGACUAAAAGCAGUGAUCUUGACAGUCAGUUGUCAUACCCAAAACAUAGCACCUCCAUUGGCCGCCACUCAGUAUUACCGCGUUCCAAGUCUGCACAUCUUAAAGGAAAUACUUAGCAACUCAUCACACAAAUUGAAACAGUUAGACAUUGUUCUUGUUGAAGGUACAAAGUUUUACUAUACAUAUCCUGUCUUCAUUCGAUAUGAUAGAAACAUCGUCUGUCCGCCAGUGAGAACACCAUAA